GUACUUCAACAAGCUGAGUCAUCCACUGAGUCUCUAUGAUACUUCCAGUUCCUUUCUCACCUACUUUACAAUAAUUUCUCUCUAUAAAUUCAAGUCUUCAAUUUCGUUCACAGCUAUUCAUCUGCACUCUAAUUUUUAUAGCUUUCAAUAUCAUUCCUUGUUUUACUCAGCUUUCUGUCCAUCGAUGGCAACUCCCCCAAUCGCUCAUGAAUCUUUUUCUUGGGAAUACGAUGUUUUCUUGAGCUUCAGAGGUGAGGAUACACGCAAAACUUUUACUGAUCAUCUUUACACUGCGCUGUAUCAAACUGGAAUUCGUACAUUUAGAGAUGAUGAAGAACUCAGAAGGGGUGAAUAUCUUGCUCCUGAGCUCACGAGAGCGAUUCAAAAUUCGAGAAUCUCUAUGAUAGUCUUCUCAAAAAACUAUGCAUCCUCUAGGUGGUGCCUUGAUGAAGUUUUGCAAAUUGUGGAGUGUAAGGAGAAGGGAAAACAAAUAGUUUUUCCCAUUUUUUAUGAUGUUGAUCCUUCUGAAGUGCGUAAGCAAAAUGGGAACUAUGGCUUGGCUUUUGCAAAGCACGAAGAACGUUUUGGGAAAGGUGAUAAAGUACAAAAGUGGAGAGAUGCUCUCACUAAAGUUGCAGAUAUGUCGGGAUGGGAUUUGCAAGGCAUCAACAAUGGAUAUGAAUCCAAGUUUAUCAAUGCAAUAAUCAAGGAGGUUCGGUUGAUAGUAAGACAAGUACCCAUGUUUGUGCCUAACACGGUAGGACUUGAUUAUCGUGUUGAGCAUGUGGUUCAGUUAUUGCUUGGAGAACCUCAUGAUGGUGUCCGUAUGAUUGGGUUACAUGGUAUGGGAGGUAUUGGGAAGACAACUCUUGCAAAAGCGGUCUAUAACAGGCUUUUUGUAUAUUUUGAAAGGAGCUGCUUUAUAGAGAUAGAUUCAACAACUUCAGGGCAACAAGACAAUCAGAUAAAAACUAUACAAAAGCAGCUUUUUAAGAAGCUUUUUAAUGAGGAGAUCGACAUUGGCAGUAUAGACGAAGGAAUCAUGUUGAUGAAAAGGCGACUUCAAGCAAGAAAGUGUCUUAUUGUCCUUGAUAAUUUGGAGCAUAGAAAUCAAUUUAAUAAAUUAUGUGGAGGACGAGAUUGGUUUGGUGGAGGAAGUAGACUUAUUUUAACCACAAGAGAGGCACAUGUUUUUAAAGAGUUGAAUGUGGACGAACAUUAUGAAGUUAAGGUAUUGAACCAUGAGGAGUCUUUGCAGCUGUUUAGUCUACAUGCAUUUGGAGAGCCUGCGUUGCAAAAUGAAGAUUAUAAUAAGCUUCUAGAUGACAUAGUUGCUUAUUGUGAGGGACUUCCAUUAGCUCUUGAAGUUUUAGGGGCUUAUCUGUGUCAUAAAUCGAAAAAGGAGUGGGUUAGUGCAUUUGAAAAAUUGAAAGGAAUUCCUCAUAAUGACAUUCAAGCUAAACUUAAGAUUAGUUAUGAUGGGCUUCCAGAUGAUCAUAUAAAAUCUCUUUUUCUUGAUCUUGUUUGUUUCUCCGGUGGAGUUUCUAAGGAGAAAAUUGAUAACAUGGGGUAUUUCUCAGACAUUGAAAUUCAAGACUUGGUUGACAAAUGCUUGCUAAAUUUUGAUGAGUGGUCUGAGAUUAGUAUGCAUAGCUUAAUUCGAGAGAUGGGGAGAGAAAUUAUUCGUUCGGAGUCACCCAACAAUCCUGGUGAGCGUAGUCGAUUGUGGUGUCCUUAUGAUAUCCAUGAUGUGCUUAUAGGGGAAAAGGGUACAAAAAAGAUUGAGGUGAUUGUAUUCAACUAUUCUCCUAUGAAAAAUGUGAAGUACAAUACAAAAGCAUUUAAGAACAUGGAGAAUUUAAGAAUUCUUGAAAUUGAUGAAGUCCAUCUUGAUGGAAAAUUCAAACAUCUAUCCAGUUCCAAGGUGCUUAGAUGUUUGCAAUGGAAUCAUUGCCCUUUGAAAUCUAUCAAUUUUCCAUCAAAUGGUUUUUUUGAGAAGCUUGUGAGUCUGGAAAUUGGGAAUAGCAACAUCAAAGAAUUUAAAGCCCCUCUAAAGUAUUUUCCUUGUCUCGAGUCUUUGGAUUUGUCUUGGUGCAAACAUCUCACAAGGACUCCGAACUUUAGUGGCUGUCAUAAUCUCCGUAAGUUAUCAUUUCACUGUUGCUCAAGUUUGUUAAAGGUGCAUUCUUCCAUCGGAGAAUUGGGGAAAUUAGUUUCUUUAGAGUUUUUUCACUGUCAAAAGUUAAAGAAACUUCCAAAGAAUGUCAGCCAUUUGCGGUCACUGCAAGCUCUUAAUAUGUUCUAUUCGUUUGAACUUAAAGCAUCCCCUGAAAUUUUUGGAAAUUUAACCUCAUUACGAACACUAAGUCUUCAAGGCACCAGUACUUAUGGGGUGGUCUCCAACCUGUCUCAUUUGUUCAACCUUAAAUCAAUUAGCUUGAAUUUCUGCAAGGACCAACAAGUACUCCAACAACUUCCUCACACUGUUGAAGAGGUCUGUUUGUAUCGUUGUCACAAUCUAAAAAUGAUUCUAGAGCUUCCACUUAACCUUAGGAGUAUUCGUUUACAUAGUUGCAGAAGUCUUAAAAUUCUUCCAAAACUUCCUCCCAAUCUUGAGAGUAUUAGUUUAGAUGGCUGUGAAAACCUUGAAAUGCUCCCAAAACUUCCUCCCAAUCUUGAGGAAAUUGAAUUAGAUGGCUGUGAAAACCUUGAAAUGCUCCCAAAACUUCCUCUCAAUCUUAAGAGAAUUAGUUUAUCUAGUUGCAAAAACCUUAAAAUGCUCACAGAAUUUCCUCCCAAUCUUAGGAAGAUUUUUUUAGGUGGUUGUGAAAAUUUUGAAAUGCUUCCAGAACUUCCUCUCAAUCUUGAGAAAAUUAAGUUAGAUGAUUGGAAAAACUUAAAAAUGCUCCCAGAACUUCCUCCCAAUCUUAGAAAAAUUAGAUUAUAUAGGUGCAAUGAUCUUAAAAUGCUCCCAGUACUUCCUCUGGAUCUUUAUAAAAUUACUCUAUCUAGUUGCAGAAACUUUAAAAUGCUUCCAAAAUUUCCUCCCAAUGUUACUGAUAUCUUCUUAGAUGAUUGCCAAAACCUGAAAUUGCUCCCAGAACUUCCUCCAAAACUUCAAGAUCUUAGGGUUGAAAAUUGUGAGUUGAUUGAAAAAGUAUCAAACUUAUCAAAUUGUACGGGGUUGCGUCAUUUGCAUCUCAUCAAUUGCAAAAAGUUGAAGGAGUUUAAAGGUUGGGAGAAUCUUCAUUCCAUAAGGACAAUGGGGUUUGGAGGUGUUCCCCAUACCGAUUUCUCAGAAAGCAUUAAGGAGGUUUUAAAACGCUCCAUGAAUUCCAAUGGUUGUUUUGAUUGUAUUCUUACCUAUAAUGAAAUUCCUGGUUGAAUUGGAUUUCAGAAAGAAAGAUCUGUGGAAUAAAACAAGCAGAAAGAAGAAAGUUUUGGAGUGCAGGUGGAAGAAAAGAGAAGAAACUGGUAUUAUUGAAGAUCACACUACAAAAAAUCAGUCAUUUGGCAACAGAAUAUUAGCGCCACCAAUAUCUAACAGUAGCCUCCACAUCUGUCCUUGGUUACCGAGUACAUGGAUAUGGCAUCACUUUACUAUUUGAUUCAUUUAAGUGGUCAAAAGAAGCUGCUCAGCUGGCGGAGGAGACUUAAGAUGCUAUGUGACAUAUGCAGGCUAUUGUUUAUUAACUGACUGUUAUUUUCUAUCUGCGUACUAAGAGGGUUGAUGUGCAUUCAUCGCACCAAGAUAGUUCCUCGAGAUCUAAAAACUGCAAAUUGUCUUGUGAAUAAGCAUUGGACAGUAAAGAUAUGUGAUUUCGGUCUCUCAGGGCUAAUGACAGAUGCACCUGUGAGAGACAUCACGCCUCCGAAGUGAGGUGGAGGGUGUCAUUUCAACGAGUUUGACCGUUGGGUUACUUCACUUCUUGAGAAGUAUGAGGUUGAUCCAAAGUAAAUUGGUAGACUGGAAGUUGGAAGUGAGAUCGUUAUACACAAAAGCAAAUCAAUCAAGACAUUCUUGAUGCAAAUAUUUGAGGUCUUAACAUUGUUCACAGGGGUUCCCUUGGAGAAACAAGUAGUAGUUUGUUCUAAUUUGGGCAUAUUAUCUGCUUGCAAUAUGGCCAUUACAGAUGGAUAUUUGUGAUUCGGAAGCUGGAAGCCUGGAAUUGAGCUUUUGGGGAUAUUAUAUGCUUUCAUGGCACACCGGAUUUUCUGCUAUGGCAAUAGCAGAAGUCUGUCCAAGAAUAAGAGAGCUUAGCCAUGAUCAUCAACUUCCGAGGCUUCAAGUAAAUGGGUUAUCCAUUAUAUUUCACAAGUUGCAGUAACAAGGGCUCUAUAUUCUGCCUCAGAAGAGGAUUUCGAAACUGUUACUAGCUUCUUAGACCUCCAUGACACCAAAGGGCAGUAGCUAAGAUGUAGAACCCUGUGACAAAUCUCAUGGUGUCGAGACAGGUUGCCCGGUCAGAUUCUAAGAUAAUUGCUCUGUAGCAAAAUUGAUGUCUGGUCUUGUAAUGGUGAGAUAUAGCAAUUUUCCAAUUAAUCUUCUAUAUUGAGUGAUAUCCUCCAAA
This is a messenger RNA of Ipomoea nil (Japanese morning glory), 4571 nucleotides long. Its product is annotated as TMV resistance protein N-like. Bases 185 to 3385 code for a protein of 1066 amino acids. Gene Ontology annotation, biological process: defense response; signal transduction. Lineage: Eukaryota; Viridiplantae; Streptophyta; Magnoliopsida; Solanales; Convolvulaceae. The transcript is spliced from 11 exons. Gene Ontology annotation, molecular function: ADP binding. The record is from RefSeq and is a predicted model, not a curated record.